Messenger RNA from Cylicocyclus nassatus, 1570 nucleotides. The record is from the annotation of a GenBank genome assembly. NCBI's taxonomy places the organism in Eukaryota, Metazoa, Nematoda, Chromadorea, Rhabditida, Strongylidae.
AGAGAAUCUCGUGUAUUGAACACUCUGACAGAACAUUUGGCAAGACCAACAAUGCUCUUCGCGUCUUUCAUGCAAAUAUCAUAGACGACCUUUUCGACAUGCGGAAGUAAUAUUUGGACUCUACCUGACUGAAUCCGUACCUGGAUGACUCCGCGGAUUGUGCCAGUAUGCCAGAAUCUACGCAGUUUUGCGGUGUCCACCUCAGCUCUACACGUUGGAAAUGGUCACGGAUGAUACGCAAACUCUCAAGGAAUACAUGAACCGUUCCGUCAUACAGUGCUUAUGGGACAGCAAUCCACAUCAAUUCGCAGCUGUCGAGCGUUUCUUCGUUGGUAUUGCUCUUCUCAUCGUAGCCGCUACAUCAUUCGUGCUAAACUUAACUCUCGGCUACUUGGUCUGCCGCAGCGCGAUUUUCGAGGGAAUUUUUCGUUGGCAUGUCGUCAGCCUCGUCACUUCUGCAUUGUCUUAUUUAACAUCAAUUACCGUCAUACUAAUUCCGACAGCAUUGUUUGGUCUACAAAUUGAUGACCCGCUCAAUACAAUUCUAACUAUAUUCGAUGUGUUUGGAUAUCUGGCGCUAACGUUUACAACAGCUUUGAUUGCCUUGGAUCGUUUCGUAGUAUUCUUUUUUAAUCGACUUUACACUAAACCCAAGUCAAAUAAACUCUUGUCUUGUGUUCCUGCACUCCCAUGGACUCUUUCAAUCAUUCUCACUGUACACAUGACAGCUAUUGGAUGCUGUGCUAGAACGAAUCCAUUUACACUUACUUAUACCUAUGAGUGCAGUGUCUGUGGACUUUACGACCCCAUCAUGUACUAUCUUAACUUUUCAUUGCCAGGGAUUACUCUAGCACUAUAUGUAGCAAUUUAUUGUAAAAUAAUGUACAUGCGAUCACAGCUCCGAUCAAUUGGAUUUUCGAGUAUCGAAAAGAAGAAGGUGUACUUGGUGUUGCAGUGCUCCUUGAUAUGUCUAAUCCAGAUUGCCAGCAGCUCCAGUUUCUACAUAAUACCAGCCGUUAUGAAAGGGCCACACUCGAGAUACUACGUCACCAUGAUCAUCUCCACCUUGAAUUCGCUGACCAACCCGUGUGUGAUGUUUGCCUUCCAACCUAGGCUACGUCGAGCUUUGCGCUACGGACACCGAAGGAAUAGCACAAAAGAUGUAGAACUACAUCAUGGGCGCUCCACUAGGAGAUUGCCCUCAGUGACUGAGUGUAGCAAAAUGUUCGUUCCGCCUACCCAUUUCCUUACUCAAAAGCGACCACACAAAACACCGUAAACUGUGUUACUACUUUGUCCUCCUGAAAGGUUUUUUCGCAAUCUCUCAUUACUUGACGCUAUGUUCUCAUUCACUAUGCCAAUGAACGGAUAUAGGACUAUGAGUAUGUGCAUUUGAUAUGAUUUGGUGCUCAAUUUAAUUAUCAUUAGGUAUUGUUGAGCAGGCAUGGCGCUAUUGCCCUAUAUGUGGUAAUGUUGUUUAUGUUGUAUAGAAUUUUGCAUAUAAACUUUGACUAAACCACAUUUGAACCAACGACUGUGCCUACUUCCAAGUUGCAUUUUCACUGUGCCG